AUGGGAGGAUCUGGUGCCGUAAAAUCAACAUUUGUCAACGUGCUUAUGGGAAAGACGAACAAUACCGAUGGUAUUGUGGCUGUAAACAAUAGUCCAGGUAACUUGAGGCGCCACAAGAAAGUCAUUGGAUACGUGCCUCAAGACGACAUUGUACUCCCCGAAUUGAAUGUCUACGAAAAUAUUGUCCACGCUGCCAGAUGCCGACUUCCUCGGGGUUGGAGAGAUGCUGAUAUCAAGGCCCACACAAAUGUCGGAAAGCCUAUUAUCAGCGGAGGACAGAGAAAAUGUGUGAGCAUUGGUAUGGAAUUGGCAGCAGCACCUAUGGCAAUCUUCUUGGAUGAGCCUACAAGUGGUCUGGAUGCUACUUCAGCAUCUUCCAUGAUGAAAACCUUGAAGGCCAUCGCCCGCCUAGGUAUCUCAGUCAUUGUAAUUAUCCAUCAGCCUCGUUCGGAGAUUUUCGAUUUGUUUGAUACCCUUAUUCUACUCGGUAAUGGCCAGACCAUUUACGAAGGUCCUCAGGUCGACGUAAAGCAAUACUUUGAAAAUGUCGGGUUCCAUUUCCCGGAGUAUAGUAAUCAUGGCGAUAUCAUCACUGGAAAUGGAAGAGAAUACAAGCAGAGCGGUGAUAUCUCAAAGGAAGCUCUAAUCGACUACUGGUCUGGCCAUCGUCGAAAGAUGGGCGCAACGAAUACCGACCGACACACCAUAACAACAUUGGGAAAUACUGUAAUGCGGAAAGCGAUGGAAAACCGUGGAGCGCUAAGAAUCAAACAGGUUUGGCUCUGCUUGUGUCGCGCGAUGCUUCAGCAAUAUCGUGCCAUGUCCGCUUAUUGGGCUGAAAUGGGUCUGGCCACCCUGGCCGGUUUCUUGGUUUAG
Messenger RNA from Talaromyces marneffei, 876 nucleotides. RefSeq lists its product as uncharacterized. The record is from RefSeq and is a predicted model, not a curated record. Bases 1 to 876 code for a protein of 291 amino acids. Gene Ontology annotation, molecular function: ATP hydrolysis activity; ABC-type transporter activity; ATP binding. The transcript has 2 exons. NCBI's taxonomy places the organism in Eukaryota, Fungi, Ascomycota, Eurotiomycetes, Eurotiales, Trichocomaceae.